Molecule: messenger RNA, 1313 nt
Organism: Stegodyphus dumicola
Lineage: Eukaryota; Metazoa; Arthropoda; Arachnida; Araneae; Eresidae
Product: papilin-like
Molecular function (GO): serine-type endopeptidase inhibitor activity
Source: RefSeq, a predicted model, not a curated record
AUUUCAGAUGUUUCAUUUACAUAUAUAUUGCAUUUCGUAAAAGUAUCUCUCUUCCUAAACUAGCAGUUACGUGAUCAAACAUGAAGGCUCUUAUCCUUUUAUGCGCUGUUACUCUGGCUUUUGCCAGCGAGGAUUUCUGUCCUGAAAACGAGCAUUUCGAACAAUGCGGGACUGCUUGCCCAGACAACUGCAAAAACUAUCGGGACACUUUGAGACCAUGUGUUCUAAUGUGCGUUUCUGGAUGCUUCUGCGAUAAAGGAUUCGUCAGAGGUGAAGACGGUCGCUGUAUAAAGCCCGAAAGUUGCCCAAGUCAAGCAGAAAUUGCCUGUCCUGCAAACCAGCAUUUCGAGAGAUGCGGGACUGCUUGCCCUGACACUUGCAAAAAUUACCGGGAUACUGCAAGGCCAUGUGUUCUGAUGUGCGUUCCUGGAUGUGUCUGUGAUAAAGGACUCGUCAAAGCUGAAGACGGUAGCUGUAUAAAGCCAGAAAGCUGCCCAAGUCAAGCAAAACCUCUUGUGCAGAACUGUCACGAUAAACCCGAUCCUGGAAUGUGUUUGGCAUAUGUACCUAGUUGGUAUUAUGACAAGGAAACAGGAACAUGUCAAAAAUUCAUUUAUGGAGGAUGUCAAGGCAAUGGCAACAGAUACGCUACAGAAGAGGAAUGCUUGGAGAAAUGCAAAGAUGUCACCUUGGCGCAAACCAAAUCUGCUGGUGUGUGCGAAUUACCAGCCGUCACUGGGCCUUGCCGAGCUUUGUUCCACAGAUAUUACUUUGAUAGUGAAUCAAGACAGUGCAAGAAGUUUGUCUACGGUGGCUGCAGAGGAAACGAAAACAACUUCAAGACAUUGCGGGAAUGUGAGCGAACUUGCGGCGCCGGAGGAGUUCUGGGACUAGCUCUGGACCGUCCAGACUGCGACAAAGCCCCUGAGACUGGAGUAUGUCGUGCUUACAUACGUCGUUAUUACUAUGAUCAGAAGGCCGGUAUGUGCAAGACCUUCAUCUAUGGUGGAUGUGGAGGAAACCGAAACAAUUUCGUCACAGAAGAAGAAUGCUACAACAAAUGCGGUGCUUUAGCCUCGAUGUCAGCCUGCGAUCAAGAAAAAGAGACAGGACCCUGCAAGGCCGCUUUCCGAAGAUUUUAUUACAACAAGCAGACGGGAGAAUGCGAGCCUUUCAUCUACGGUGGCUGUCAGGGAAAUAGCAACAACUUCUUGGACAAGGAAGACUGUGAAGCUGUAUGCAAAGCAUAAAAGAAUCCAGGGUGCGCAGAAAUUAAUGUAAAAUAGCAGAAUAAAAAUUUUCAUACUUUUUAA